AUGGCUCCCAAGUCUCUUGAUCUUGUCGCCGACGACUACCACUUUCUCGGUUCUCAAUUCACAAAGCCAGUCCCCGUACCCAAGGACCUGUCCCUCUCAGAAAGCACAAUCAUCAUCACCGGCGCAAACACAGGCAUCGGCUACGCCACAGCAGAGAAACUUCUCUCCCUAAAUCUCAAACGUCUCAUCAUCGCAGUUCGAUCUCUCUCAAAGGGUGAAUCCGCCGCUGCCAAACUCCGCACACAGUACUCCACAGCUGAGAUUCUCGUCUGGCAAGUCGACAUGCUCUCUCACAAGAGUGUUCAAGAUUUUGCCGACAAGUGCAAAACUCUCAAUCGAAUUGAUUCCGUCAUCUUGAACGCUGGAACUCAAUGGACUAGAUUUGAGCUUAGUCCUGAAGGUCAUGAGUCUUCGUUCCAGGUCAACUAUUUAUCCACUGUUCUGCUCGCAACUCUUCUUCUUCCCACACUCAAGCAAAAAGCCCCCGCUGGUCAACCUGGACGUCUUACAAUUGUCAAUUCGGGGACUUCCCUGAUGGCUGAGUUUCCCAACGCUGACGAUGAUAAUGUCCUGGCGCACUACGACGAUGAAAGCAAGUUUUCUGGCGGUAUUAACCCCGUACCCUCAUACGCCAAGCAAAAAGCUCUCGCGCACUUUUGGGUUUACAAACUUGCUGAGCGUUUGAGUUCUGAUGAUGUGAUUGUCAAUCUCGUCGAUCCAGGUCUGGUAGGAAACACGGAUCUUCAGCAGCAGGGCAACUUUGUGAUGCGGCGAAUCUUCGCUGUGAUGAAGUGGCUUGUUGCGCGGAGCUUGGAGCAGGGUGCAAGUACUCUUGUUCAAGCUGGUGUUGUGAUGGGGAAGGAGAGCCAUGGCUCGUAUGUCAUGGAUUGGCGGAUUCACCAUUACACCAAGUUCUUGCAUACCAAGGAGGGACAAGCCUUUGCUGACAAGGUUUGGUACGAUACGUACAGGGAGUUGUCUUUUGUUAAUGUUGAUGGUAUUCUCAAGUCUUUGUAA
This is a messenger RNA of Fusarium venenatum, 1017 nucleotides long. RefSeq lists its product as uncharacterized. The record is from RefSeq and is a predicted model, not a curated record. NCBI's taxonomy places the organism in Eukaryota, Fungi, Ascomycota, Sordariomycetes, Hypocreales, Nectriaceae.